Molecule: messenger RNA, 825 nt
Organism: Linum tenue
Lineage: Eukaryota; Viridiplantae; Streptophyta; Magnoliopsida; Malpighiales; Linaceae
Source: the annotation of a GenBank genome assembly
AUGAUUUUCAACAUCGCUCACUCCCCGGCUCUCCCUACCUUCAAUUGUUCUUUCAAGCCGGCCAUCGGCGAACACAGCCGGUGGAAGCCGCCAUCCAAACCUCCGACAUUGAAGGCAGCAUCGCUCCCGGCGGCGAGAGACAGAGUGAUAGAUUUCGGCAAGUACAAAGGCAAGAUGCUGGGCGCCCUCCCUUCAUCCUACCUCAAAUGGGUCUCCGGAAACCUCCGCUCCGGCGACACCCACCACUGGGCCAAUCUCGCCGACCAGGUUCUUCAGGACCCUGUCUACUUGGACCGGCUCGAGUGGGAAUUCGCCAGCCGCGUCUUGGACGCCAACGACGGCAGGAGCGUUCCGUCAUCUGCCUCGGCCGGCACCGACGCCGUCGCGCAGCUGCUGGAGAUCAGCCAGCGGUUCGGCUGGGAUAACGACGACAAGGUCGGGUGGAGCCGGGUGAAUUUCGAGCUGCUGGGUACGAGCAAGGGCGGCCGGAUCCCGAGAUUAGGGUUUGGGAAGGAAGAGAAGGAGGGAAACAGGGAUGCUGGCGGCGGUGUUGUUGGUGGCCGCGGCCGUAACGGCGGCGGGGAUGGGGAGUUGGAGGGCGAGGAUAGGAGGAGGGAGAGACGGGAGAGAAUGAGGCGACGGAAAGCGGCGCCGGCGCCGAUAGAGGAGGACAGAUUGGGGGUUUUGGGGAAGACGGAGGGUAGAUCCGUCAACGACCGUCAGUUUGGUGGAAAGGGUGAGGAUCGAACGGCUGGGAUUAAAGGUCGAUUUCCUGGACGGGAAGGGCUGUUGAAGAAGGUGCUUGACGGGAAGAGAUACUUGUAA